Messenger RNA from Phyllopteryx taeniolatus (common seadragon), 1837 nucleotides. RefSeq names its product zinc finger and SCAN domain-containing protein 20-like. The record is from RefSeq and is a predicted model, not a curated record. The transcript has 3 exons. Bases 166 to 1062 code for a protein of 298 amino acids. Lineage: Eukaryota; Metazoa; Chordata; Actinopteri; Syngnathiformes; Syngnathidae.
GUGGAGCAGACACACACUUCUACGUCAUCACUGCGCGACUGUCGAGGCUUAUUUACAUCAGUAGAGUAACUGGAACCGCAGUAAAAAAAAACAACAACAACAACAACAACAAACUCGUCCACGUCGUCCGCCUUCUUUUGGGGUUCUUCUUCUUUUGCCACCACAAUGGCGCCGCAGAAGACCGUCCCGUGGUCGGUUAGCGAGGUGACGCAGUUCCUGGUGCUGGUGUCCGACGAGAAGAUCCAAGUGGAGCUGGACGGCACCCGCAACGAGAAGGUGUACCGCGAGCUGGCCCAGCGAAUGGCCUCGUUGGGCUACGAGCGGACCUUCCGCCAGUGUCGCGAGAAGCUCAAGAAGCUAAAGAGCGACUACCGGGCCAUCAAAGAGAGCAGCGGCCGCGGGGGCUCCAGCCGCAAGACCUGGAAGUGGUUCGGACACAUGGACGACAUCUACGGACGCCGCCGCCGCCGUAACCACCGGGGAGGAGACGCCGGCGGCCGCGCCCGGGACGACGACUCCACUUUCCUGGAAGUCAUCAUCGACAACGGGGUUUUGAUGGACAGAAAUAAACCAAUUAACAGUGAAUUCCUUCAAGACUUGAGCCCUACAUUGGAAAGUCCAUCUUUGGAGGAGCCGUUGAGCCCCAAAGGUGACCCUGUGGCCCCUCCAGAAUCCAUGGCCACCCCGUCACAACACUCCGUGGUGGACUCUGAUGCGGACGAAGACGCCGAUGUCAGUGUGCCGGAAUUUUCACCGCCAAAGCUUAAUGGACGUCGGAGGACGCCGCGCGACUCUGACUUGGUGGGCGUCCUGCGCGAGAUCCACUCGGCCGACGUGGUUCACCACCGCGUGGAGGAGGCGCAGCAGGAGCGCGCCGUCCGCCUUCUGGAGCUCCAGCUCCAGCAGCGGGCCGAACACUUCCAGCUAGCCCUGGAAGAGAUGAGACUGUCCAGAGAGACGGAGGAGGCGCUCAGGAGACAGGAGCUGGAUGCCACCAACGCCUUCAACCAGGCCUUCUUGGCCAUGCUCGGGAAGCUGGUGGAGCGUUCUGCCCCGCAGUGACCACCGGGAGUGAAUGGCGUGGACAAAACAGUUGGAACACACACGUGAGGAGGUUGACAAAAUGCUGCAAUGUGUUAGUGAGGUUGACGACCGGUGAUGCUGACAACGGCGUAACGUUCCACCAUUCGAAUGACACAAUGGCGAAACGUGAUUCUCGUGACAAAUUGGUGGAAAUGUUUCACUGACAAACUGGUGGAACGUUCCAGUGACAAAAGAAGCCCCUUUUUUCCCCCCUGUGCGCUGUUCCAGGAUAGAUGCUGUUUUAGGUAUACCAGGAUGACUGACACCUGUCAAACACUUGCGGUUGACGCAAUCUUCAGUUAAUUGCUGCAGUCGAUUCCAACUAAUGGUCAGCCGGCGGAGGAAGUGUAAUACACAAAGGGAACACAAGACGUCAGUGUUGGACUUGAUCGUGACGUGAAAGUCCCAAAAAUAAUUUUAUUUUUUUAUACGUGCGUCUACACUCACCGGUCACUUCAUUAGGUACACAUGCACAAUAACAUCUUGUGUAAAAAUUAAAUCUCGCCUUAACAAAUAUAGUGUUGACUUUUGCUUGACAUGUACCUAAUGAAGUGUCAACUGAGUGUCCAUCUCUGGUGUAAUCGGAAUGUAGAAUAUCUACUAUAUUUAUUUGAUGAUGCGUCUGUCUAUCUUUGUUUCUCCACCAGGCCAAAGUAUGUAAAAAAAAAAAAAAGUAUUGUUAAACAAAUGGAAAAAAAAUUCAGCUUUAUAUGUACAUUAACUUAACACACACUCCAUUAAAUCUGAAUUUAUA